AUGACAGUACAAUUUUCAAUAACUCAAGAUUAAAAGCACAAUUUGAAGAGGGAAGAUUUACAGAUGGUUUACUUUUGGGAGAUUCCGGUUAUGCCUUAAGAAAAUAUUUGAUGACACCAUUACAUAAUCCAAUUCUUCCAGAAGAAAAUCUGUACAAUGAGUCUCACAUUCGUACAAGAAAUGUAGUGGAGAGGUCGUAUGGAAUGUGGAAGAGAAGAUUUCCCAUAUUACGCUUGGAGAUGCGGUUGAAAAUGGAAACAAUCCAAACAAUAAUUGUAGCCACUGCAGUAUUAAACAAUAUUGCCAUAGAUAUGAGGGACGAGGAACCUGAGGAAGAAAUUACUGUAGAUGAUGACGAAGGUCCUAAUGCAGAUGAAGAAAUCUUUCAACCCGCUAAUAAUACUGGAGCAGCAGUUAGACAAAAUUUAAUUCAGUAUUUUUCCACAUUGUUAUAA
Messenger RNA from Anoplophora glabripennis (Asian longhorned beetle), 455 nucleotides. Its product is annotated as putative nuclease HARBI1. Bases 111 to 455 code for a protein of 114 amino acids. NCBI's taxonomy places the organism in Eukaryota, Metazoa, Arthropoda, Insecta, Coleoptera, Cerambycidae. The transcript has a single exon. The record is from RefSeq and is a predicted model, not a curated record.